Molecule: messenger RNA, 1143 nt
Organism: Dracunculus medinensis (Guinea worm)
Lineage: Eukaryota; Metazoa; Nematoda; Chromadorea; Rhabditida; Dracunculidae
Source: the annotation of a GenBank genome assembly
AUGGUAAAAAAUUUUAAAAAUAGAUGGGAAGUGCAAGGAGCAGCCAUAGCAGUUUACCACAAGGAUGAACUGGUCGUGGAUUUACAAGGAGGGUAUGCUGAUGCUAGUUCACUGCGAAAGUGGGCAGAUAAUACACGGACAAUAGUAUUUUCUACAUCAAAGGCGAUUGGUGCUUUAUGUAUUGCUUUACUUGUGGACAAAGGACUAGUAAAAUAUUCGGAUUUGGUCAGCAAAUAUUGGCCUGAAUUUGCGCAAAAUGGCAAGGAAAGUAUUACCAUCGACUGGAUAAUGAGCCAUCGUGCUGCUCUUGCUGCAUUCGACGAAAAAAUUACACAAGAGGAUGCUUGCAAUUACGAACGAAUGGCUGAUAUUAUUGCGAAACAACAACCCAAUUGGACGCCAGGAAAAAAAUGUGGUUAUCAUGCGUUGACUUUCGGUUGGCUCGUUGAUCAAUUAAUACGGCGAAUUGAUCCGAAACAUCGAAGUGUUGCGCGAUUUUUUAGAGAAGAAAUCGCUAUUCCAUUCGAUGCUUCAGAUAUCGAUUUUUUCAUUGGCCUGCCACCAGAAGAAGAACACACAGUUUCAAGAAUAUCGGUAGCACCAUGCUGGUAUACGAUUCGAGAAAUGAUUUAUGAUCCAAGGAUUUUAAUCUUAUUUACAGUUUUGUUUUUAGGAUUGCCAGGUUCGCUAAUGCGGAAAAUGUGGAAUAAUUGCAAAUGGUUCAAAAUUUCUAAGAAAACUAACACAGUUAAUGAUCCCGAAUUGCACAGAAUGGAACAAAUCGCUAUCUUAGGUAUCACUAAAGCAAAAGAUCUUGCCAAAAUGUUUAUGCUUUUCGCACAAGGAAAACUAAUUUCGAAAAAACUGCUUCAAUCAUUCGAGAAACCACAGAUUUUUGGCACUCCGGACAAAGUUGUUUGGCUACCAUUGGCUAUAGGGCAUGGAUUUUCAUAUGAAAAACAUCCAUAUGAGAAGGGAAGAUGGCUCUUUGGACAUCCUGGUUAUGGUGGCAGUACAGUGAUGGUGGAUUUGCAAAACGAACUUGUGGUUGCAUAUGUGACAAACGGUCUAAAAACAGGAAUGGGUGAACUAACAAGGACCUAUAGACUACUAAGAAACGCAGCCCUCCGUUCGGUACGAUAA